Pangasianodon hypophthalmus (striped catfish) is the source of this 2678-nucleotide messenger RNA. It is a transcript of the gene clrn1, whose product is annotated as clarin 1. The record is from RefSeq and is a predicted model, not a curated record. The coding region runs from base 360 to 1061 and encodes 233 amino acids. Gene Ontology annotation, biological process: sensory perception of sound; equilibrioception. The transcript has 3 exons. Lineage: Eukaryota; Metazoa; Chordata; Actinopteri; Siluriformes; Pangasiidae.
GCCAACAGAUGCGAAAUGACUUCCACACAGAGCUGCACUGUCUUCAUCCAGUAACCAAUUAAAGUGAAGGUCAGAGCAAACGAGCAGCUCAGCGCGCGCCUCUGGCACAAACUCAACCCGGUAACCUGGAGACACGGAGAACCCGAUCAGUGUAACUCAACCCCGAGCCGACAUUUUACACACCUCGCUACAUCUCUAAACACUUAUCCACAGGAAACAUGUAGCCAGUUAUGUAUUUAUUUAUUUACAAUAUAGGGAAGUUGUUGUUUGUAGUGCUUACUUUAAUGCGCAGGACUCCAGGAUGUCGUGCGUUUAAGGUGUGUGUGUGAGUGUGUGUGUGUGUGUGUGUGUUUCCGCGCAUGAUGCCUAGCAGGCAGAAGAAAGUGCUGUUCUGUCUGGCUGCUGUGCUGAGUCUAGCCUGUGUGCUGAUCGUGGCUGCGGCUAUGGGAGGAAGGAACUGGGUGAAGGCGACUGUGCUGUGCCAAACAGGCGCUCAGCUGGUUAAUGCGACUGGAUCUGAGCUGGACAAAUUCAUCGGGAGCUUAAACUACGGCCUCUUUCAUGGACAGAGGCUGAAGCAGUGUGGACUGGGGGGAAGACCUUUCUCCUUCUCUUUUUUUCCUGACCUGGUGGAUGUGAUCCCAGCUAGUCUGCAUGUGAGUGUCAUCAUCUUCUGUGCAGUGCUCAUCCUCUUCUCAUCUGUGUGUUCUGCCUUCUUCAUGUACAAUGCCUUUGGAAAUCCAUAUGAGACACUACAUGGACCUUUAGGCCUUUACCUGUGGAACCUGAUCAGCUGUCUGUGCAGCUGUCUCAUCCUGAUCCUCUAUGCAUCAGAGGUCAAACUGCAUCACCUAUCUGAGAAGAUUGCUAACUACAAAGAGGGCACUUUUGUCUACAAGACACACAGUGAGGCAUUCGACCGCACUUUCUGGCUCAUAUUCAUAGUUUUCCUUGUGCAUGGCCUUAACAUCCUUCUGAUCCGCCUAGCGGGCAUCCAGUUUCCCUUCCAGGAGGCCAAAGAGUCAGAUGCCAAUACGGGUGCAGCAGAUCUCAUGUACUGACCAGCCCUAUUGUCCAGUAACCACCCCCUGGAUGUGACAUCCUACCACGGCUAUUAGUGCUCCUCAAUUGGAGUCCCGCAUCUUGCACCAUCUGUUGUUCUGAUUUGUUUACAGCUGAAUAGAUGCCACAUCCGAGCCUCUUUAGUUGCAUCUUUUCACUUUCAGAUGAGGAGCAGACUUGGAAAUGGUCCUGGCUGUGUGUGAGAGAUGAACCUUAUCUCAUUGUGGGGAGGCUAGUGGAGGGACCCAGUCUUUCAGCCGAUCUCCUGAUUAUGCAUUCUGUUAACUGCCAUCUCAAUUAAGGCUCAGGAUUUUAAAUACCUGUUGAAAUGCAGAAAUGGGUCAUCUCAGCUUUGUUUUGUGAGCAUGGAAACUAUUUAUUUUUCCAUAGUACAUGCAUCUUUCAGAUUCUAAGUAACAUUACACUACACAAUGGUUAAUUUAUUGGGUAAUGCUUUUUUAUUUGUAAAUAAUAAGUGUGUAUACCCCUUCUUAGAUGUGCCAACGAUCCUAACUAAUGAAUAGCAUUCAAUUAUAAGAAAGAAUGUUUACUCUAACCCCGUGCAGAGAGACUUGUUUGAUAAUAAAAGGCAGAAUUAAUUUUAUUCAUAUGAAUUUUGGUUAUCAUGAAGAAUGCAAAAGGAGUUGUGAAUGUUAAUAGUCAAAAUGAACUUCAAAAAUUCAACUGAUUAAUCUAAUUUGAUGUCAUUACAAAUAGGAUAGAAUGUCCAAACUGUAUGGUAUAAUAGCAAUGAUUAAAGCCCUGAUGAAACAUCUGAAACAUUGACAAUGCUCUGGUUGUGAGAGGAACCACAUGUAUAGGGUACAUCAGAAACUGCAUACAGGCUGCAAUUUAAUGAGUCUGUUAUCUGCACACUUGCAGAUAUGUGGCAUGCCAGCUGCAUCACUUACUCACUGGAGUUUUGAAGAAGGAUGUUUGUUAAAAUUUCAAACAAAUGAAUUGUUGUUACUGAGAUACUACCUAAUUCAGUGUCUGGUUUAGCUAGUGUUUUAUGGAAUGCAUAUUAUGUACACGGACAAACAUUUUUUACCCUCUGCUUGGUACCAGUUUAUGUAAAUGUAACCUUCCAGUUUUAGCUGGUGUUUUCUUUCUCUUGACUACAUUGAUUUACACUUUAAAUAAAAUGUCACUUACUCUGUAUAUAAUGAUUUUUCAGAGUUUAAACACCAUCUAAACCUGUGAUACAAGUUUGUGUGCAAAGCUAAAUUAUUUAGUUAUCUAAGUGGCAUUUCCAAUCUUCUAAUCUUUUAAAAAUGAAUAGAUAAAAUGCAUUCAUUUGCCUCCAAUGGCUCUUCAGUAGCUCCCCUACAGCUUCAGGUCUACUGAAAAUAAAGAAAGCGAAAACAAAGAAGUGUAUACAGGGAGCUCUCUAGCAUCCUCUUAUGGACAUUUCUUUUUGUUCAUGUGUCAGAUUACUGCACUAUAUCAAUCUCUACAGAAAAACAAACACCCAACUGGUUUUAAACUGAACAAUUUAUGUUUACAUGCACCACUAAUAAUAUUGAACUGUCCAUAAAAAAUGUUAUAUCAUUUCUUAACAAAUUCACUGACAAGACUGUAAUGCGAGUCUUGCCAGAUAUGAAACGUAUCUCAUG